Messenger RNA from Paramacrobiotus metropolitanus, 2656 nucleotides. RefSeq lists its product as uncharacterized. The coding region runs from base 536 to 2326 and encodes 596 amino acids. The transcript has 3 exons. The record is from RefSeq and is a predicted model, not a curated record. Lineage: Eukaryota; Metazoa; Tardigrada; Eutardigrada; Parachela; Macrobiotidae. Gene Ontology annotation, molecular function: protein binding.
CCAGAGAGCUGCACAGCUGGUUUGAUUCAGUCCCUACCUACCCGUAGUCAUCCAUGCGGCAUGCAUGCAGUCCUUCGUCUGCGGUUCUUAGCUGCGAAUCUCCAGAUUAUUUUUCAUCGCUUGAUCUUGAAAUAAUUCCUGCUGAAUAUUAAUUUACCGCAAUUUGCAUUGCACAGCGUUGAUUGUGCAUCACUUCCUUCGGUUCCUUAUAAUAUCGCGUCAGUAUGGAUAAGAAGCGUACGAAUUCGAAGAAAUCACAGUCAGCGCAACAGCAGCAGAAGAACCCAGUGAAAACCCCGCUGCGAAUCGGUGGCACAACAUUGUCCGUGAACAAAGAUGCUCUCAUCCGCGGAUCACCGUACUUUGCCGCCAUGUUGGCCAGGAAUUUCCAGGAAAGCGACUCCACCGUGAUCGAGAUGCAGCAAGCCAGCAACCCGAGAACGUCCAUCUGGAAACACUGAUCAGAUUGAUAAAAUGCCUGAGCUGCGGGGACUCGAAGUUCGCCUUCGAAUGCAAAGACGCCGUUAAAGUGUGGAUGGCCGCGAAAUACCUGCAGAUGGACCACGCCGUUAAAAUGGCCGAGAAGAUCUUGCGUGAGAUCAUGGAGCGACCGGAGAACGUUCUCCGCAUGUGGCGUCUGGCCCGUCGGGAUGGACUGGUGGAUUUGGAAAGGCUGGCCUGUGCGGAGCUCCUGCAGCCGCAUCCACGCCGUCCUCAGUUUGUUGAUUCCGAGAUGUUUCUGCAGUGCAGCAAGGAAGAGGUCUCCCACCUGUUGGAUCAGGAAUUCGUUCCGCAUUCCGAAGCCACACUUUAUCAGGCGGUGGUACGCUGGUACAUGCACGACGCCGGCCAGCGCAUGCAUCAGAUGCUGGAUAAGAGCAUCGUGUGGGAUCAUCUGGACAUUGAGCCACUGGUGGCCUCCACCACAGGGCCAUUGCACGCCGCGUUAACCCGGAUUCGUGUCGAUCGACACCGCGGUCUGUUGGGCGGUGGAGCGUCACUGCAGCGAGCCAUGCCGAAGGAGGCCAUCUUCUACCACAUGAGCGAAGACCAUCCGCACCAGCUCCUCCGUUUUGACUUUAUCCGCAACGAACUGACCAAGUUAGAUUCACCGCUGCAGGCCACGUUGGCCGGAUGCUGGCGUACACUGAACGGCGGGCGUGGUGGUUAUGCGAUGGCCGUCGGGCGGGAGCUGAUCGUCGAUACCUAUGAUACAGUGCUGGCGAUGGACUGCAUCACGGGCACUACACGCACACUCAUGGAGAGAUCGCCUUUCAGCGAGUGGGAGCAUUUUCUGUCGGCGGUGGCCGUAGGCGGUAAGCUCUACUGUGCUUUGGAAAAGGAAGUGGGUGGUUUUGGCGAAAACUGGUACUGUUACGAUAUGGCUACGGGACAAGUGCGCCGGAUCGGGCCAGUCUCACGCUACGAGCACGAGCGAAUACCGGAACGAUGGGUCCGUUUCCUGCACGACCGAUCGGAUCCUGAUAGUGGUCAGUGGGUUAGCAGCGAGACGAUUGACAAGAUGCGAAUGGAUGGUAUCCGAUUCGAGGAGUUGGAAGAAGAGCGCUACCGUGGCGUGGCCGGUAUAUAUUUGCGAUAUCACCGUUCACUAAUGGAGGCCUGUGUCCUUCCGAACAAUAGAAUCUGCUUUCUGUCGGCUGGUUCUUUUAUUGAGGAAUACAAAAUUCACCCGGAGAGCAUAGUGGAGUUCUACGACAUCCCGAGCAACACCUGGACGAAGCACACCGGUUGGAAGGACGAAACGAAGGUCCACCAUCGCUGCGGCGUCAUUGUCUGCCACGGCUAUCUGUACUUCACUGGAGGCUGUAUGUAUCCCCCGCCGUUAUCAUACUGGGAAAGCGAUGGCAUCGUGACAACCGUCUGCUACCGCGUCUCGUUGACCCUGGCCGAUGCUCAACCGGAGCGUAUUGCGGAUCUGAACGUGGCGCGCUAUCAUCACGGCGUCUUCAUCAAGGACGGGCAGAUCUGGGUGUACGGCGGGACGACCCAUGUCGACGGGGAUAAUCAGCGGAAGCGGGCGUUGACGUCGUUUGAAGCGUACGAUGCCGAGACUGAUCAGUGGACCGUGAUGGAUGUGCCCCUGUCCAAGGAACUGCAGGCGGAAGCGGCGGGAGGCAAUUACGCGCAGAAGACGGUCUGUCUGCCGCUGCAGCAUCGCCAUCCGCCAGUGUGCAGUGGUCGUUAUAUUAUACACGCAGAGGAUGACAUAGGUGAGCCAUAUCGCAUGACGGAAAAAUAUCGCAAGAAACAUGGUCUUUUGAAAGAUAAGUCGGCUGCCGAUUGGCCCACUGGUUUGGAUGAUUGAUGAUGCGCUGGUAAUGGUUUAUUCCGGUUUUUUGUGUCUGUUCUCUCUUUGUCUUGCUAAUUUGUGUAAUAGAAACAUUUCUGCUUUAACGCUGCUCCGAAUGCCGUACCAGUAGCGUUUGUUUCUUUUUAAUCCUUUUUAAUUAUUAGCGUUUGUUUCUUUCUAAUCCUUUUUAUUUAUUCGGUUGUUGUUCUUGAAUGCUUUGGGCUACUGCUUUUAAUUUUUUAACUGUCCUUUGUUUGCGCGGAUGUAUUCUUUGUAACAUCUGCUGAUUUGUGUGAGUUUGGGCGACUUUAACGUUGUUUAUUAAUGAUAAAGUAAAUAGUGCUG